UCAUGCAAAUCACAUGCUUCCACUACUUCUCUAAAAUCCUCCAACUCCUUCCCAACACCACCUGUCCUUCCUUCCCUCUCUUCAUAAGAUAUCGAUAGCAGCUAAUAGUAAUUGCUCGGACUAUGGCUAGACCCAGUCUAGCUAAUAAUUUGGGGUGAACAACCGGUCCAGCUCUGGUUAGGCGCGAGUCCAACCAAUACUAACCUGUGAACGACCCUCCAAACUAAAAAGCCCAGUAACCCCCCUUACUAUACGUUCGGCCAAACCAAAAAAAAUUGCCAAUUUGCUUCAACAUUCAUUUUUCUUUCUGUUUGCUAGGGUUUUAGAAAACUUACAAAGGUUUUAGAGAGAGAAUAACCUCAACAUCAACUUCAAUCGGCUACCAUGUCUUUCAACUCCCCUGAAUUGCAGAAUCUUCUCGAGCAAGAGAAGCAGAGAGCCAUGGUCAAUGAGAUGGUAUCGAAAAUGACAAGUGCUUGCUGGGAUAAAUGCAUUACCAGUGCACCCGGAAGCAAGUUCAGUAACAGUGAAGCAGCCUGCCUUCAGAAUUGUGCUCAACGAUAUGUUGAGAUGAGCAUGAUAAUUAUGAAGCGCUUUCAAUCUAUGCAGUAGAAUAGGCAAGAAAUCUCGAUAAAUUGCUCAUUGAUGAUUGCUGUCUCACUUUUAUGGUCUCCUUUAAAUUAAACUUCCCUGUCGGGGUUUUACUGUUGCAACUGUGCAUUGCCUAUACAUUUGAUGCAAGAAAACACGAACUUACGCCACAAUAAUUUAUCUAUGAAAGUCUUUUUGCACAUGCGUAAUAUCGUCUAGCAUUUAUGUUUUACUCAAUGAACAAUGUUUUUGAGGAGUUAAACUCUUCUGUAAAUUAAACAAAGGAAAUCCUUGGCUGCCAAUCUUUUUUUGCCUUCGUUCUAAUGUUGAAUAAGUGAUAUAACUUAA
This is a messenger RNA of Chenopodium quinoa (quinoa), 939 nucleotides long. RefSeq names its product mitochondrial import inner membrane translocase subunit TIM8-like. The coding region runs from base 385 to 612 and encodes 75 amino acids. The record is from RefSeq and is a predicted model, not a curated record. The transcript has 2 exons. NCBI's taxonomy places the organism in Eukaryota, Viridiplantae, Streptophyta, Magnoliopsida, Caryophyllales, Amaranthaceae.